AAGGAAAAGCCGUAAACCCUGAUAGCACAAGCGACUAUAUUUAACCGAUAAAAGAAGCAGCAGAAGUUGAUAACGUAUAGUCUUUUCUCUAAAAGGCUGAAACCUUCUAUUAACAGCAAAAAGGAGGACAAACCGAAGGAGAAGAGGAAAAAGAAGGAGAAGCCCAAUGACUCCCAGGAAAUAGCUCUUAAGAACUUUAAAUCACAGGAAUAAUGCAGAUUUUAAGACGGACGGAGGCUGUUCUGAGCAGGCUAGGCCGUUCUUCGCCCAGAUGGACACACAAGAGGAGAGAAAACCAAGGAAGAACGGACAUAACAAGGAGAUUCGUGAACACUUGGUCUCCUUUGGCCUCGGCUUUCAACGCGAAACCGAAUAAGCUGUUGAGUCUUCACUUCACGAAGGGGGCGACGGGCUUGUUUGGCCUCCCAGAGCUGAAUGAACCUGAAGGUUUCUAUUUGCUCAAGGAAAAUGCAGUACGUGAAGCAGAGUCUUUGGUGGCCGAGUGCUGCUCUCCAGAAAGAUCACGUAAAAUGGUGGAGGUCUUUGACCACCUUUCUGACACUCUCUGUCGUGUUGCUGAUUUGGCUGAGUUUAUCCGCAUGGCACACCCUCAGGCCCGCUACUCCCAUGCUGCAGAGGAUGCAAGCAUCGCCAUAGGUGGACUUGUUGAACAGUUAAAUACUCACCGACAAUUAUAUGAUAGUCUGAGGGAGGUUGUAAAGAACGGUGACAUUUUCCCAACCACAGAUGUUGAUAGGCAUGUGGCCAAGCUCUUCCUCUUCGACUUUGAGCAGUCAGGUAUCCACUUGGACGAGGCCAAGCGAUGCCGUGUGGUAUCCCUGAACGAGGCCAUCCUCACCCUCGGGCAGCACUUCAUGAAUGGCUCCCUCCAGUCCCGAGCAAUUCCCAAGAAGAAGCUGCCCGAGUCCAUCCGCCAGCACUUUGCCAUAGAUGGGGACAACAUAGUGGUAACAGGCCUGUAUGCAGAUGCCCACAUGGAGAUCACAAGGGAGGCGGCGUACAAGAUCUUCCUACACCCAGACCAGCACCAGGAGUACCUUCUGACAGAGCUGCUCACCAGACGGCACGAGAUGGCCACCAUAUGCGGCUUCAAAUCAUAUGCCCACAGAGCCGUCAACAGCAGCUUAGCCGAGUCUCCCGACCUCGUGCUGAACUUCUUGAAAUUGGUGUCAAAAGAGGUGAGGCCCUUAGCCAAGGAGGACUUCAGGGAGAUGGAGAAGAUGAAGAAAGAACAAUACAGAUACUCGAGGGACCUAGCUCCCUGGGAUGUGCCUUACUUCACCGGCCAGGCAAGGCAGAGUAAAUUCUCCAUGAGCGGAGGUGAUCUCGCACCGUACUUCUCUUUAGGGGCAGUCAUGGACGGGCUCAGCAGCCUGCUUCGGAAUCUGUAUAACGUCUCUCUCAAAGUGCAGGAGCCGUUACCUGGGGAACUUUGGACCAACGAUGUCUAUAAUACCUCAGUAAUGCACGAAAUGGAAGGCCUCUUGGGCUACAUCUACUGCGACUUCUACGAGCGCAUCGGCAAGGCCCACCAGGACUGCCAUUUCACCAUUAGGGGCGGGAAGCUGCUCCCUGAUGGAUCAUAUCAAGAUCCUAUUGUGGUUCUCCACCUGAACCUGCCUGCUCCCACCUGGUCAACGCCCUCUCUGCUCACGCCCGGCAUGGUCGAGAAUCUGUUCCACGAGAUGGGUCAUGCUUUGCACUCCAUGCUGGCAAGAACACAGUAUCAGCAUGUAACGGGAACACGCUGCAGCACAGAUUUUGCAGAAGUUCCCUCGAUCCUGAUGGAGUUUUUUGCCAUGGACCCCAGAGUCCUGCGCACUUAUGCCCGCCAUUACAAGACGGGAGAGCCCAUCCCUGACAAACUGCUUGAGAAAUUGGUUGCAUCUAAGUCUGUGUUCGCUGCCUCAGAAAUGCAGCUGCAGACCUUCUACUCUAUGCUCGACCAGCGUUACCACAGUGAAGAACGAUGGGAUUCAACUACAACCACAACACAGAUAUUAGAGAAAGUGCAGAAUGAAUAUUAUGGGCUUCCAUAUGUCCCCAAUACUGCUUGGCAACUGAGGUUCGGUCACCUUGUUGGCUAUGGAGCAAAAUACUACGCUUAUCUGGUGUCUCGUGCCGUGGCCUCCUGGAUCUGGCAGAAGUAUUUUGUGGACAAUCCAUUCAGCAGGGAAAUGGGUGAGAAAUAUCGCCGGGAAGUGCUAGCUCAUGGCGGAGGGAAACCCCCACGAGCGAUGGUGGGAGAGUUCCUUGGCCGAGAGGUGACGGCAGAGAGCAUGGUAGAGGCUCUUAGGACAGAUUUGGAGUCAAAGAAAGAGAGGGUGGAGACAACCACUGCAAAGUAGGAUGUGCUCUUCCGAUAUCUGGGGUAUUAGAAAUGAGGUCUGAAGCAUCAAAGAUUGAGGUGUCUGGAAAGAGGGUGUAAUAUUUGGAUAAUCCAAUACAGAGAGAGGAGUAUUUAGAGAGACUAUUUUUUCAGAGUAAAUGAAGACACUAAUAAGAUAAUUUAGUUGUCUAUCAAUAUGUGCAAAAGUAAUUUACAGAGCAAUAAGGUUGUUUUUAUGUGAUGUGUGAGUUUUACUGUGUUAGGUGCUGUUUCAUUAAGAUGAAAAUCAAGCAGUUUAAGAAACUUACUUAAAGUAUCUAUAGAAUUUAAAACUACAGACUUAACUCAAGGAUGCUACCUUUCGUUGUCACUCUCUCCAUUGCAUUAUUAUUGUAAUAGUCUAUCCUAUGAAUCUGUGUGGGAUGAGGACUUUUUUUUGUCAUUUAUUUUAUCUGAAUUAAUUUUCUCAGGGAUAUGUUUGUGAGAUUAUUCAGACAGUACCAGUCUGGUCUGUUUCAAACAUGGUGAAAAUGCAGUUUGGUAAUGUAGUUCAUUUUAUUUUUUUUUUUUUUUUUUUUUUUUUUUUUUUUUUUUUUUUUUUUUGAUAGCAAAUAUUUGUAAUAAUUAUAUCUCUUCUACCUAAUCAAUAUGAUAAAUGGUAUUCCUAGUUGUAAAUGAUGGAAAGAAAUAUGAAAUAUUGUACUAUAAGAUGAGACAGAAUGUUGCUAGGUUUUAUAUUUUACUUAAAAAUGGUGCUUAUAUACCUGUUCAAUUAUUAUUAUUGAUAACGGUAUUGUGAUUUGGUACAUUUGUUAUAUUGUGUAUAUAAAAUAUAUAUUUCUCAAAAAAA
Molecule: messenger RNA, 3200 nt
Organism: Penaeus vannamei (Pacific white shrimp)
Lineage: Eukaryota; Metazoa; Arthropoda; Malacostraca; Decapoda; Penaeidae
Source: RefSeq, a predicted model, not a curated record